Molecule: messenger RNA, 1417 nt
Organism: Lolium perenne
Lineage: Eukaryota; Viridiplantae; Streptophyta; Magnoliopsida; Poales; Poaceae
Biological process (GO): positive regulation of transcription by RNA polymerase II
Molecular function (GO): RNA polymerase II cis-regulatory region sequence-specific DNA binding; DNA-binding transcription factor activity, RNA polymerase II-specific; protein dimerization activity
Source: RefSeq, a predicted model, not a curated record
GGGCCAAAAAAGGUUUAAGGUGUAGUAUUCCGCAAUGGCGCCACGGCGGCCCAAGGGCACGGGCAGGAAGAAGAUCGAGAUCCGGCCCAUCGAGAGCAAAGAGGCGCGGCAGGUAUGCUUCUCCAAGCGCCGCGUGGGGCUGUUCAAGAAGGCGAUCGAGCUGGCGACCAUUUGCGACGCCAAGGUGGGCGCUGUCGCCUUCUCCCCGGGCGACAACGUCUUCACCUUCGGCCACCCCUCCGUCGACUCCGUCCUCGACCGUUUCUACUCUUCGGAGAUGCAGGCCGCGGAAGCGGAGGGCGGCGGCGAAGACGGCGGCGGCGACCUGAACCAGGCGCUGGCGGAAGCGGCGGGCGGCGGCGACGACGGCGGCGGGGUCCUGAACCAGGCGCUGGCGGGCGGCGGCGAUGACGGCGGCGGGGACCUGAGCCAGGCGCUGACGGAAGCGACGGGCGGCGGCGACGACGGCGGCGGGGACCUGAACCAGGCGCUGGCGGAAGCGGCGGGCGGCGGCUACCUGAACCAGGCGCUGGUGGAAGCGGCGGGCGACGGCGGCGGCGACCUGAACCAGGCGCUGGCGGAAGCCUUGGGCGGCGGCGACGACGGCGGUGGCGACCUGAACCAGGCGCUGGUGGAAGCGGCGGGCGACGGCGGCGGCGACCUGAACCAGGCACUGGCGGAUCUGAACCAAGAGCAGGACGAGCUUCACGGACGGGUGGAAGCGGAGAAGGUGCAGAGGGACUCCGCGGAGGAGGUCGUAGCGAAGGCGCGCGCCGAGGGGUGCCAAACGACGGCGUGGCUCGACCGCUACGUGGUCCAGAUGGGGGAGGAGGACCUGGGUCCCUUCGCGGCCGUGCUGGCCAAGGUUCAAGCUGCCGCGGCGGCGCGAGCCGGCCAGGUUCUUCAGCAGGCGCUAUUCACCCACCUCACGGUGCAGGGCGGUGGCGGCGGCUUUGAGUUCGGUGGCACCAGCAGCGGGAUGGAGAUGGACAGGGAGACGAAGAACAAGCUUCACAUGAUAAUGGUGCCGCCGCCGCCACUGCCUGGGUACGCCGCCGGACCGGAGAUGACGCCUCAGGGUCAGGGGUUUGGGCCGCAUGGCUUCCCCCAGUGAGGACAAGGACAAGAUCCUGGCUGCUGGCUCUUUCGAUGCAUGCAUGCAUAAUUGCAUAGACGUGCCUGAAAGUUACCCGCAUCGCUCGUUUAUCUUUUUUAGAUCGUGAUUCUCGCUUUAGUUAAGUGCAUCGAGCAUGUAGAUGUAGGUGACAUCCAUCUACCCGCAUGAAGCACGAGUACCCUUUUUUUUUAAAUCAAUUUCGUAUCCUCUUGCGGUGCAUCAGCAUUGCUGUUAGUUUUCCUCAAAUAAUCAGUCGCUUGUAAUGAUUUGUAUGAUUGUAUCUGUUGCACAACGAAAAUA